AUAAACCCUAAGCUAGCUGGCUCGCUCUCUGUCGCUGAGAAUGGCAGAAGCAGGAAGAAAGCCGGUGAUCGGCCUUUCAUGGGAGCCGAAACUGCCUCCUCUGGCCGCCGGGGUCAAAAUAAGGUCCGAUGAUAAGCCGUCUUCUUCAACUGUGCCUGAGACUAGUUCCAGUACGCUUUAUAAACCUUCCACCGAGCUCAUCGACGGUCUCUUCGUUCCGCCGAACAACCCUAAAAAGCUUAACAAAUUAGUCCGGAAGCAACUCAAAGAUACCGCCGGCAAGAACUGGUUUGACAUGCCAGCCCGAACUGUGACGCCAGAGUUGAAGAAAGAUCUCCAGCUUAUCAAGUUGAGGAGUGUCAUUGAUCCAAAGAGGCACUACAAGAAGGGCUACUAUUCAAAUUCACAAAACAAGUAUUUCCAGGUAGGCACGGUGAUUGAGGCAGCUGAAGACUUCUAUGCAGAGAGACUUACCAAGAAGGAGAGGAAGGUGACCCUUGCUGAUGAGCUACUUUCUGAUCAUACCCUGACGAAAUACAGAAAGCGUAAACUUCGUGAGAUAGAUGAAAGGAAUCAGCCUGGAGGGGUCAAUAAAUGGAAGAUAAAAGGUAAACAGUCCCGGAAACGCCCCAAACAAAGAAGACACUGAUGUCCCUGAAUGUGACCCUACAGGUGUAUUUUUGUAGAAGUGACAGCAGCCAAAGCUUGAGCCAGUUCAAUCACCAUAAACACAUCGGAUCACAUUAAUUGAGGGUUGCUUUUGUUUGAGACAUUGUAGAAAGGGCAACGGCUGCUUUUGGUAGUGUCUUUCUAUGAACAUUAUUAUGACAGCAAUUUUUUCGGUCAUCAGCCCUGGAAUAGAAUGCUCUUCCUUUUUGUGAAACGAAACACCAUUAUUCUUAUUCGGUAUAAACAAAGGGCUUAAUGAGUGGCUUGAACUCGUACAUGCCAGCUCUCAGGCAACAACAACAAUAAUAAUGAACUAAUUCUACGAA
Molecule: messenger RNA, 995 nt
Organism: Diospyros lotus (date-plum)
Lineage: Eukaryota; Viridiplantae; Streptophyta; Magnoliopsida; Ericales; Ebenaceae
Product: rRNA-processing protein fcf2-like
Exons: 5
Coding region: 41-649 (202 amino acids)
Biological process (GO): RNA processing
Cellular component (GO): nucleolus
Molecular function (GO): RNA binding
Source: RefSeq, a predicted model, not a curated record